Pogona vitticeps (central bearded dragon) is the source of this 1716-nucleotide messenger RNA. It is a transcript of the gene AKIRIN2, whose product is annotated as akirin 2. Gene Ontology annotation, biological process: positive regulation of innate immune response; positive regulation of transcription by RNA polymerase II. The record is from RefSeq and is a predicted model, not a curated record. Gene Ontology annotation, molecular function: transcription coregulator activity. Gene Ontology annotation, cellular component: nucleus; chromatin. Lineage: Eukaryota; Metazoa; Chordata; Lepidosauria; Squamata; Agamidae.
GUUUUUGAAUCAGCGGCGUUGUUAUUGACGCCAUAUUGCUGGUGUGGAAGAGUCACAGAGAGGCUCUCGGCGACUACCGCAGCGGCUAUCGCUCGUCAUCGGCGGCCCCAGGCCCGGUAGCCUCCCGUCGAGCUGCGCCCACCGGCCUAGACACCCUCCCGGAUACGGCCCGGGGAGGAUUUGCCGCGGGCGGAGCCUACAAGUCCAGCUUGAACCGGGCCAAGAGCUCCGGGCCGCUCCCCGGAGACGUAGGCACAGCCGGCGGCCGGCCGGAGCAAGCGAGGGGGGCUUGGUAGCGGUGGCGACCCUGAGCUUGGCGAGGCGUGGCAGCAGCGCAGACACCUCGGCUCCGCUCGGCUGUUCUGGCCACUGGCUUUCUCCCUUCCAGUAGGGAAGGCCCGACCAGCUCAGCCUCCGCUCCCCUUCCUCUUCCUCCUCCUUCCGCCCCUCGUCCAGUCCGGCCAUGGCCUGCGGUGCCACCUUAAAACGGACUCUGGAUUUCGACCCGCUGCUCAGCCCGGCUUCGCCGAAGCGGCGGCGCUGCACCCCAUUGUCCGCCUCGGCGGCCGCCGCCUCCUCUUCCUCGGCGGCCUCCUUCGCCUCCUCCCCGCAGAAAUACCUGCGCAUGGAGCCCUCGCCCUUCGGGGAAGUGUCCACUCGCCUCACCACAGAACAAAUUCUGUAUAAUAUAAAACAGGAGUACAAACGCAUGCAGAAGAGGAGACACUUAGAAAACUUUCAGCAAACAGAUCCCUGUUGUUCUACUGAUGCACAGUCACAAGCAUUUCUCCUUACUGGACCAGCUUUGCCAGGUACUUCAUCUGCAGCAUCACCGCCACUGAAAAAAGAACAACCUCUCUUUACUCUCAGACAAGUUGGAAUGAUCUGUGAACGCUUACUUAAAGAACGUGAAGAGAAAAUUCGUGAAGAAUAUGAAGAAAUCUUGACCACAAAACUUGCAGAACAGUAUGACGCAUUUGUGAAGUUCACGCAUGACCAGAUCAUGCGACGAUAUGGAGAACAGCCUGCAAGUUAUGUUUCAUGAAUCAUGUUUUCUGCAUAUGUGGGCAGCCCUGAAACCCAGUUUUAUUGUUGCAAGCUGUCCUUUAAAGACUUGCAGCAAUGCCAUAUUUCCCCUCCCUCCUCUGUAUACACUGGUUAUUUCAAGCUUUUUGUCAGUGGCAACCACUCUUAUGCAGCAGCUGAUUUUGGAGUGCUCCCUGAUGUCAGUACCACCUGGAUGUGGACCUUUGCUACCUGUUAAUACCAGUGGUCUCAUUUGCUGUAUCAUUACAAUUUGGCUUAUGUUAAUAAGUUUGAAAAGUAAAAGGAUUAAAGCUGGUGUACUAGAACUCUGCCCUUCAAUGGUCGUGUAAAUAAAAGUGUAGAAUGACACUUCUGAUGGAAGUUAGUGUGGUUUUCAUAACUGUGCACUGCAAAGCUGUAUUCACAGUUAAAUUAGAAUGUAACUCCUGGACAACUUUACACAAAUAGCCCACAGUACUGCCUGUGAAAUAGUGAAGGAGGGCAUUUCUGUAUUCCAUGACUUUUGGGGGGGUGUUAAGAAUGGGUUUAUAUAAUUUCUCAUUUUUGUAGGUUUUAUUUAUUCUAUCAGUCUUUAACAAAUGUUUAUUGCUGCAAUUUUUCAGUGUAUCAUUGUUUUACUGCCCUUGUAGUACUGGAAUUUAGUUGAACGAAUAAAACAUUUACUUCUAA